AUCGCACGUGGUGCCGACAUAUAGUGCGAAACAGUUGCUGACCCCAAGCAGAAAACGUUCGAGGCUCGUCGCUGGGACACGUGGACGGCCCACGCCCCCGCAGAAUACCGUCAACGCCCGUUUGGCCCCGCCGCCGUCUGGAAGCGUCCGGCCGGCCUCCCUCUUCAGUCCUCUCCCCGCGCAUCCACCGGCCAGCCUCUGGCCUUUUCAACUUCACCGGAGCCAUCCAUGGCGGCUUCCGUCUGCGGCGCGGCGACGCUCCUCUGCGACCCUCUCCGACACGGCCGAACCGCCGACCGGACUCCCGUUCUUUCGUUCCCUCGGCGGUCCGAGAAUCGCCGCUCCGUCCGGGCCGGCCGCGAUCUCCAGAGCUCGAGGGAACGUCUCGGGCUGUCGUGGCGGAGGAGCCGCGUCGCCGUCUCCGCCGUUUCUGGCCCUGCCGGCGCGGAAUCGUCGGCGGUUGGUGGAGAUACGGUAGAUUCAUUGGAUGAUGUAAAGGUGUUUGAUUUGAGCGGUAACGCCGUUCCGAUAUCUGAUCUGUGGAAAGACAGGAAGGCGGUGAUCGCAUUCGCUCGCCAUUUCGGGUGCGUGCUCUGCCGGAAACGCGCCGAUUAUCUAGCCGCUAAGAAGGAUAUAAUGGAUGCAUCUGGCGUGGCACUUGUGCUGAUUGGACCAGGAAAAGUUGAGCAGGCAAAGGCUUUCUCUGAGCAAACAAAAUUUCAAGGAGAAGUGUAUGCAGACCCUAAUCAUUCAUCAUACGAGGCAUUAAGAUUUGUCUCCGGGGUCACAACAACCUUUACUCCUGGGGCUGGUCUCAAGAUAAUCCAGUCAUACAUGGAAGGUUAUCGACAAGACUGGAAGCUUUCUUCCGAAAAGGAUACUGUGUCUAGAGGAGGCUGGCAACAAGGUGGAAUUAUCGUUGCAGGUCCUGGGAAAAACAACAUCUCUUAUAUCCACAAGGAUAAAGAGGCAGGGGACGAUCCACCCAUUCAAGAAAUCAUGAGAGCAUGUUGCUCCUAAACAGAAAGGCGGGUUCUUGCUGUAAAUGAUGUCUCUCUGACCUCGAGGCAUCUACCCGCUUAUAUCUAAGCCAUACCAAUCUGCUUCAAGCUUCCAGAAAUAGUAAUUCUCUGCCUUCAAAAUCGAAUAGCAGCAUGCGGGUAUAUUUUAGUAUAUCCCGACGUGAAUCCAAGCAUUCUCUCUUAGAAGGAAAUCGACAUAUACCCAAUGUCAUCUUAUAUUACUAGGAGCUUUCUUUCUCUCUACUGUACGAAUGCCAACUUAUUCUAUAUCUUGGAGGAAUAAAGGGAGUUAGGAACCAUCGCGUUGUUGAAACUUGCAAUGAUACAGGAAAAUCUUGAAUGGCUUUCAGCUUAGAUUAA
This is a messenger RNA of Eucalyptus grandis, 1382 nucleotides long. Its product is annotated as thioredoxin-like protein AAED1, chloroplastic. The transcript is spliced from 9 exons. The record is from RefSeq and is a predicted model, not a curated record. The coding region runs from base 229 to 1020 and encodes 263 amino acids. NCBI's taxonomy places the organism in Eukaryota, Viridiplantae, Streptophyta, Magnoliopsida, Myrtales, Myrtaceae. Gene Ontology annotation, molecular function: antioxidant activity.